Messenger RNA from Manihot esculenta (cassava), 2007 nucleotides. RefSeq names its product protein WVD2-like 6. Lineage: Eukaryota; Viridiplantae; Streptophyta; Magnoliopsida; Malpighiales; Euphorbiaceae. The record is from RefSeq and is a predicted model, not a curated record. The coding region runs from base 298 to 1605 and encodes 435 amino acids. The transcript is spliced from 9 exons. Gene Ontology annotation, molecular function: microtubule binding.
AGACUGAGACAGUGACCUGGGAAUUGGAUUUGGAUUUCAAAUCCGCUGAUUUAAAACGCCUUUGAGCCUUAAAAAUCCCACAAAUUCUCUCUCUCUCUCUCUCUCUCUCUACAUUUGAAUUUUCACUAUCCCAUAGAUCUUCUUCUCCUCUCUCGGUUUCGGAUCCUCCGAUUUGCAAAACCUCCGCUUCUGCUUCUCUCUCUCGCCGAUCUUCUGUACUGUAUCCGUUCACUAAUAUCUCUCUCUCUCUUUUUAGUCGAAUCUGUUCGCAUGGAGCUCUGAUUACUCCAGUAUCCAAUGGAUUCUGAUAAUCUUCUUCCCAUUGAUGGGUUUGGAACGGCCCAUCAAAAUGGUGAUCAUGUGCAAAGUCUUGCCGCUGGAGACGUUGGUGUUUCAGAUAAUGUAAAUGGGACUAUUGACAAAAUUUCAGAAUCUACAGGGCCAGACAAAAAUUUAGAGAUUGCAUCUAAGUUGGAAGAUAGUGCUACUAAUAAUUCAUAUGCAGUUGAGGUCGGGGAAGGAUCAAAUGUCCAUGCGAGAAGCAAUGGAUUCACUGGUCCUAAUGAAGGGGAAACGAAAGAUGCUGAACGUUCAGAUAAAGUGAAAUCGCCAAAGGGCCUUGGAAAGAGCAAGAAUGAAAAGCCAUCAAACCUAAAAAAUGUCUCAGCCACUCAGAUGAAAGCGGGCAAGGAUGGAAAAAUAACCAGGGCGCCUCCUACUGUUUCAAAUGGGUCACUUGCAUCAAAUUCACAGUCAAAGCAGACUUUGAGAAGCAAAUCGUUCAAUGAGAAGCAGCAUUCUGGGAAGUCUGAUGCGACAUCCUCUGAAGGCCACAUGGAGAGGACAAAAGUGAAAGCUUUGAAGAAAGGACCUAAUGCUAAAGCUGAAGAGGAGCCACAAACUCCUAUAAGUCCCACUCGCAGAGUGGGGGCACUUCCAAAUUAUGGUUUUAGCUUUAAGUGUGAUGAGCGAGCUGAGAAAAGGAAGGAGUUCUACUCUAAACUUGAGGAAAAGAUUCAAGCCAAGGAAGAAGAAAAGAAUACCUUGCAAGCAAAAUCCAAGGAAACUCAAGAAGCUGAGAUCAAGUUGCUUAGGAAGAGUUUGAACUUCAAAGCAACACCAAUGCCUAGCUUCUAUCAGGAGCCUCCACCACCUAAGGUGGAGCUAAAAAAGAUACCCACGACAAGACCCAAAUCUCCCAAGUUAGGUCGAAGGAAGAGUUCAUCUCCUGUAGAUCCUGAAGUAAACAAUAGCCAGAGUAGUCGGCUAAGUUUAGAUGAGAAAUUGUCUCAAAACAACUCUGCCAAAGGACCACCUCCUGUUCAUUCAAAGAAGCCACAGAGAAAGUCCCUGCCUAAAUUGCCUUCUCAGAAGAGCAGUUUAUCCAAUGCAACAAACAAUGAGAAAACUGCAUCAUCAUCUAAAGCAACAGAAGUGGAAAAUGCCACCUUGUCGUGUCAAGUGAAUGAAGAAGCUUCUCCUGUACAAGAGGUUCCAAGGGCUGCUUUAACUAGUGAAGCCCAGCCCCACAAAGAUGAGGAGCUAGUAGUUGGAGAGCAAGCUCAGCCUACUGUAGUGCAAGAAUGUAUAGCUUCUGGGUGUUAAUCAGCUGUGCCCAGAAUGGCCUUGAAUCGAUGUCCGUAAAUAAGAGGUCAAGACCUGAAUCAUCUCAUCAAUGAAGGAAUGAAGAAAAUUGCAGUAUGGAUUGUGAUGUCAUGUUUGUCAGUAUUCAGCAGCAUUGGUUGUUUUGUGUGCCUGCUCUCAAGGUUGCUGAUGAUCUUCUCAUUAGUAUUCUUCAUUCUGCUUGCAGCAUUGUAUGUUACAAUUUGCUAAAAUUUAACUUAUUUAUGUUGUUAAGCAUCCUUAUUGAAAAUAUUUUUGGAAAAUUUUGAAGAAGUCUGCUGCUAGAUAAUAGCUUGAGAUCAGAAGUUAUGUGAUGUCCGUUUGAACCCAUUCUAUUGAACAAUUUAACGUUGAUGAUGAAGGCUGGUUUCUUCUGUGAUUUAA